This is a messenger RNA of Durio zibethinus, 708 nucleotides long. RefSeq names its product large ribosomal subunit protein uL23-like. Gene Ontology annotation, cellular component: ribosome. Lineage: Eukaryota; Viridiplantae; Streptophyta; Magnoliopsida; Malvales; Malvaceae. Gene Ontology annotation, biological process: translation. Gene Ontology annotation, molecular function: rRNA binding; structural constituent of ribosome. The record is from RefSeq and is a predicted model, not a curated record.
CUUCUCAGCAAAGCCUAGAACGGCUCAUCAGCUUCUCCAUCGACAGGGUUUAGAAGGUUUUAGAGGCAGCGGCAAGCAAUGGCUCCAAAAGUUGAGAAGAAGGCAGAUCCUAAGGCACAAGCCUUGAAGGCUGCCAAAGCAGUGAAAUCAGGAGCUACCUUUAAGAAAAAGGUCAAGAAGAUCCGAACAAAGGUUACAUUCCACCGGCCAAAGACCUUGAAGAAGGAUAGGAACCCUAAGUAUCCACGCAUUAGUGCUCCACCAAGGAACAAGCUUGACCAUUAUCAGAUUCUCAAGUUUCCCCUCACAACUGAGUCAGCUAUGAAGAAGAUUGAAGACAACAACACUUUGGUUUUCAUUGUUGACAUUCGUGCAGACAAGAAGAAGAUAAAGGAUGCUGUCAAGAAGAUGUAUGAUAUUCAGGCCAAGAAAGUGAACACCUUGAUCAGGCCUGAUGGUACAAAGAAGGCAUACGUUAGGUUGACACCCGAUUAUGACGCCUUGGACGUGGCAAACAAAAUUGGAAUUAUCUAAGCUAGUUGGUCGCUGCGUUGUUUUGAGCAUUUGUUUUUUGUUUUGUUUCAAAGAAUGGGACAGUUGUAUUGAGACUUUGAGCCAGGAAGAUUUAAUUUUAUCAUUUAACGUUGUAAUCUUGCGUUACCUCCAGUUAAUCUUCUGCGGUUUAUCUUGAGACAUAAGUUUUUUUUU